Dovyalis caffra is the source of this 492-nucleotide messenger RNA. The record is from the annotation of a GenBank genome assembly. NCBI's taxonomy places the organism in Eukaryota, Viridiplantae, Streptophyta, Magnoliopsida, Malpighiales, Salicaceae.
AUGAAAGAGGCCGAAACACCACACACCUAUACGGUACUUGUCAGCGUUAGGGUUUGGGCCUCUAUCGACGUCAGUGUUGGACUAUUAUUACUCGUCCUUAAUGGGGUCCAGAGUGGAACGAGCUCAUCCUCACGUGUGGUUCAAGAACACCAGACUGCCAGCAGUUUUCUUACAAGAUUGGUUGGGUUCCAUGAUCGGGGGUCCAUUAAUUUGUCUGAUGCUAACUUAUCUUGCAUGACUGUCCUCCUCCCUGAGAUUCUGAAGAAGGAAAGGUGUAAUUUUAAGUUGGAACACGAGCCCCAAAUGUUGAAAAAUGAUACUGAGAUUUCACGCCUGCGGAUGAUUCAUUCUAAAACCAAAUCAAACUCCAAAAAGAGGGCCGUUUUAUGUCAAACCCAAAUGACCUUGCCUCGCCAAUCAAAGACGUCCAUGUGGGACCCCAGUUCACGUGGGGAUGUCCCCAUCAAACCCUCAAGAUCCAAGGCUCUUUGA